AUGUACACCGACGAAGGAAUCGAAACCCAAACUUCUAUUGAUGCCUACACAUUGAACAUGCUAAUUAGAAAUAAGAAAGAUGUGCCUUUGAAUAUUGAGGGCCAUUUAGCCUAUUUAAAGGACCAAUUAACUAAACCUAUUAGCUCGCAUCUAAGCGUAAUUGUACCAUGGGUAAGCACAUGGUUAGUGAACGGAUUUUAUGUACUACUGGGCAAGGAAAAGUUCAAAGAGGAACUGAAGAGUGGAUAUUUGCAAGUCUUAGACCGAUUAGCAACUGACAUUUUAUCUUAUCAAACUACAGGAUUUGGUGGAAAUCGCGAUCUGCCGCCAAACUUAGGAAAUACAUAUGCGGCCUUAUCCUUCUUGCGAAUCAUGGGACGUUUAGAGGAAGUAGAUAAGGAUAAGGUUGUGCAGUUUAUUCAAGAAAUGAAAGUCGAUGGUGGAUUUACUAUGCACGUGAAUGGAGAGGUCGAUGCUCGUUCGCUUUACUGUGCGAUUGCCUCGUAUUCGCUUCUGUUCUCAGAUAAGAUAGACAGUAACUCGCAAUUAAGUCCAUUGGAGACUGAAACUGGGAAGGGUUUGUUUGCGGAGGCGUAUGGUUGGAUUUGUGAUGCCCAGACAUAUGAAGGUGGGUUUGCGGCUCUGCCUGGUGAAGAAGCACAUGGUGGAUAUACUUACUGCGCGAUAGCAUCACUGCAGAUUUUAGGAAAGCCAAUUCCAAAUGAAGAGCUUCUAUCAGAGUGGCUGUAUCAACGCCAGGACUUUAUUUCCAAGGGGUUCAAUGGCCGAACGAAUAAGGGAGUUGAUUCUUGCUAUAACUUUUGGGUAGGCGGUUCAAUGAAGAUGCUUAAUAUGCGGCCGGUAUCUGUACAGGGGCUAAUUACUUAUACACUAUCUAAUUGCCAAGUACCAACCGGUGGACUGAGCAGUGUUCCUCGAGCUGUCCCUAAAGCCGAUGUAUAUCACACAUGUUAUGCCCUGUUAGGACUUUACAUCCAAACCGCCACCGAUUUCAACACAGCCCUUGGAGUUCCGGUUUAA
Nematocida homosporus is the source of this 1041-nucleotide messenger RNA. RefSeq names its product protein farnesyltransferase subunit beta. Gene Ontology annotation, cellular component: protein farnesyltransferase complex. Gene Ontology annotation, molecular function: protein farnesyltransferase activity. NCBI's taxonomy places the organism in Eukaryota, Fungi, Microsporidia. The record is from RefSeq and is a predicted model, not a curated record. The coding region runs from base 1 to 1041 and encodes 346 amino acids. Gene Ontology annotation, biological process: protein farnesylation. The transcript has a single exon.